CAGUUUCCGAACAUCGUUCGUGCAGUAGAAGCAUAUCAACCACGCCGUUAACGUUGACCCGCUAGCAAUUCAGAAAGCUGCAAGUGCAAAGUCGCAACACGCGACGCUCUGUAAGACGCAGUUUCACGAGUACUUAACCACCGCAUUUAGAUUAAAAUGCAUGUAGAAUCAUGUCUAGAAUAAUGCGUGGCAUACUCUCAGUCGCGUUCUAAGGCGCAGACCGUGGAAGCAGUGCCAAAACUGCAGAAAUGGACCGCCAGGAAGCGUUGCGGGAUAUAUUCCGACUCAUAGAUGUUAACGGCAAUGGGCAAAUUGAGCUGAAGGAGCUUAAGGCUCUGGCCACCGACCCGACAGCUCAGGGCAAGCUGCUGGAGGCCAAUGACACGCUCACGUGGCUGGACCUGGAUGGGGACCGCCAGGUGUCGGAGGAGGAGUUCAUGCAGGUGUUUGACUUCGUGGGCACGGACAUGAGCGACCGCGAGUUCGAGCUGCUGCUGGAGGACAUGCGGGCGCAGGCGGCGUCGGCGGGCGUGGGCGCGGCAUUAAGUCGUGAGGCGCUGCUCAAGCGCGUGUUCCAGGCCCUGGACAAAGACAACUCGGGGUACAUCGAGAUGCACGAACUCAAAACGCUCGUGGGGCAGGUGGCGCCGGCGGAGUCUCUGGAGCGCGCCCACGGCACGUUGCGUAUGUUUGACACCAACGAGGACGGCCGCGUGUCAGCAGACGAGUUCCUGGGUGUGUUUGAGUUCCUGGGCCAGGACAUGGACGAUGCCGAGUUUCAGGGCCUGCUGUCGCGGCUGCAGGAGAAGGGCUUUGAGGCGCUGUACGAGGGCGACUACACGCACCCGCACUCGUGUCGGGCCUGGCUGGCGGGCGAGGUGGUGCCCACACUGCGCGAGGGGCUGUUGGCGCUGCUGAAGGAAGUGGAGAAGAACAAGCUGGACCUCGCGACGGGUGUGCCGUGGGACGGCGGUGCGCACAUGCCGCGCGGCUGGCGGCCCUUCUCGCCGCUGCGCUGGCUGAGCGAGUGGCUGGUGCGCGCCGCCACCGCGCCGCCGCCCGGGUCGGUGCCGGAGGGCGGCGGCCUGGAUGGACUGGACGCGUUCGGGCUGGCGCAGCACAUCAGCCUGGAGUCUAUGAAUCGGGCCGAGAAGAUCGCCUACGUCUUCAGCCAAAUCGACGCCGGGAACGCUGGCUACAUCCUGGCCGACCACCUGGUGCACACGGUGCAGCUCAUCUUCGCGGACGGCGCCGCGGGCGUCACGGACGCGCACAGCAUCAUCGACCCCGUGCUGGCGACCAUGGGCAUCAACCCCGUGGACAGCACCAUCGACAAGGACGAGUUCGAGCAGGCCAUCACACAGAUGACCUCCAUGCUGAGCGAGGAGGAGUUUGACGAGGCGGCCCGGGUGGUGGUGGCGCAGCGCGACUGGCGCUACUGCCGCUCCCGCCCCGACAAGUUCCGCUACCUGUUCCGCAGCCUGGACCUGGACCACUCCAACCAGCUCAACCUCAACGAGCUCAAGGUCCUGGCCCAGCGCAUGGACCCGGACACCAACGAGGAGACCAUCGCCGCCACACUGGAGUUCCUGGACAAGGACGGCUCGGAGCAGGUGUCGGCUGAGGAGUUUGUUGAGGCCAUGUCCAGCCUGCUGGCGCACAUAGACGCCGACGCCGAGCUGGACGACAUGGUUCAGCGCAUGCUGCACAUGCGCUCGGACGCCGACCCCGCACACGAGGUGGAGCCGGCGCAGCUGGCGGACUUCGUGCGGGGGCUGCGCACACACAUCGCCGCGGCGCAGCUGCCCACCUCCACCAUUAUGGACAAGCUGGCGGGGCGGCAGCCGCUGGUGCUGCUGGACGUGCGGCCUGACGAGGAGCGCCUCGUGUCCGUCAUGCCCGGAGCCACACACGUGACGCUCACGCCGGCGCCCGCCGCCACCUGGGGCUACGUGCUCACGGGCGGCGCGCCGGCGGCGGCGGCCGUGGUGCGCGAGGCGCUGGCCACCGCCACAGCCACCGCGCUGCCCACCGCCGCGCCGCCCGUGGUGGCCUGCUACUGCUCCACCGGCGAGCUGGGCGGCGUGGCGGCGCUGCUACUGAGCGACGCGCUGCGCAUCACCGUGUACAACGUGUGCGGCGGCAUCAUCAACUACUACAACCAGGGCGGCAGCGUGUGCCGGCUGGGCGAUGGCAAGCAGGUGCAGGCGCUGCACCCAGGCAGCCAGCAGCAGCGGGCCUUCAUCACGCGCCCCAACAAUUUCCGCUGAGCAGGGGCGGUGGUUUAAGAGGCAGCGGCGGAGGCGAGGUGAUCACUGUGGGGCUAUAGCAGGUGGAGAAUACAGAAUACAGUAGAUGCUAGAGGACGCGUCCAUGGAAGACGCACAGACGGGGGCCAAAUGGCUGCUGAGGCAUCGCGAGUCGAGCACGAGCGUGUGGGCGAGUUUGGUACUGGUGUGGCUUUGAAGUCAGGCUCGAGGACUUGUGGUGAAGAGUCGGCGCGCAGCAUGUGUGGCGCCGCCGCCGCCUAAUGAAGUCGAUACGCGAGUCCUGGACUGCCCUGGCGAGACGGUGGCGGGCACUGGGCAGCUCGCCGCAGCGUGCACGCGAGUCGUGCCGCCUGCCGUCACACUCGUAUGUCUCACUGCCAUCACUCGGUAUACAUAGCGCAGGUAUGCUUCAGCCGCCGAUGCCGGAGCGCGCUUGCUGGUUGUCGAGCGUGUAGGGCACACUUUCUCCGUCUUCGAGCGCUCGUUCGUGGCUUUUCGACACCGAUCGCAAUGUGAGCGAGCGUUAAGCUGUGCCGAUGUAUUGGCGUCCCCAAAUCAAUGCA
Chlamydomonas reinhardtii is the source of this 2833-nucleotide messenger RNA. RefSeq lists its product as uncharacterized. Bases 249 to 2270 code for a protein of 673 amino acids. Gene Ontology annotation, molecular function: calcium ion binding. The record is from RefSeq and is a predicted model, not a curated record. Lineage: Eukaryota; Viridiplantae; Chlorophyta; Chlorophyceae; Chlamydomonadales; Chlamydomonadaceae. The transcript has 17 exons.